AUGGAAUUUUCUUCAGGGGUUGAAAUCCCAUUCGUUUGUGUGUUUAUCAUGUUUUUACUUUAUUUCGUUGCAUUAGUACCAGUACGAAAGGCUCAAGCACAACAAGAUGAAGGCUAUGAUAAUUCAAAUCCAAGAGACCAAUAUAAUAGAUUGCCGAUUUGGGGGAAAAGAGCGGUCGGAGCAGCAAAUAAUACAUUCGAAGGACUUGUUUUCUUCUCUAUAGCAGUAUUUACGUACGCAUUUUCUCAUGUGUUUAAUUUGAAUCCUUUUGGUAAUAAAUAUCAAAAGAUUGAAAUGACCGCUAAUAUUUUAUGUAUCAUUUAUAUCAUUUUACGAGUGAUUUAUUUUCCUUUGUAUUGGUUUGAUUAUCCAAAAGUCAGAAGUUCAGUUUGGACAAUUGGACUUUUAUGUAUUUUGUCAUUAUUCAUUAUUUCGUUUAUCUAA
This is a messenger RNA of Funneliformis geosporum, 444 nucleotides long. NCBI's taxonomy places the organism in Eukaryota, Fungi, Glomeromycota, Glomeromycetes, Glomerales, Glomeraceae. The record is from the annotation of a GenBank genome assembly.